Molecule: messenger RNA, 891 nt
Organism: Trichomonas vaginalis G3
Lineage: Eukaryota; Parabasalia; Trichomonadida; Trichomonadidae
Exons: 1
Coding region: 1-891 (296 amino acids)
Source: RefSeq, a predicted model, not a curated record
AUGUGGGGAUUGUCAGAGUAUAAGGCAGAUUUAGAGCAAAUCAAUAAUGCAAACUAUACAAACCUCAAUGUCUUUUCUAAGGUUCAACCAGGUGAUGAAGAGCUCCUUCAUCGCUAUCAUUUCAUCAAAGUUUUAUCAUUUUUCAAGAGAAAUGACUUCACAGAGCUUACAAACCAUUCCAAUAUGUAUUUAGAUUCUAUUUAUGAAUACAUGGACAAGUGGAAUGAGGAGUAUCUUGAUCCUGGAUUCCCUGCACCACCAUUUGACUUUAUGCUCUUAGUAAUGAUGACAAGUACAAAUGGUGAUGAUACAUUUAACAAGUUUAUGAGACUAUUCAGACAUUAUUCGAAAGUUCUAGCUUAUCUGAAAACACAAAAUCAACAAAGACAGAUUCUCCUGACAGAUAAAACAAAAACAGAUGAAUUUUACAUGACAGUUGGUAACGCUGUUUUAGUUGUCCAUGGCAGAUUAAACUACAUCGCUGAAAAUAUCGUUGCAAUUCUUCAUUCCACCAGAAAGUACUCGAUAAUUACAAGUUUCCUUAAUGAAUUUAUGCCACCUGACCAAGUUAAUGAUGAUGAAACGCUCUCCUGCUUCGGCAGAGUUCUGAUUUCGAUUGGAGACAGAAGUCUUGCUGAUAAAUACUUCGAAAAGGUUCUUAACCCAGCUCUGAAGACUAUCAAUAAAGGAUACUAUCAAUUCUUCGAUGGAAACUUCGCUGAAGCUGCGAAAUCUCUUACUGGAAAUUUAGCACCAUCAAAUGAAGCAUGCAACUACUACAUGGGAGAUUUCAAGACCGAUAUUUCUGAAAAUUCAAAUAGUUCGGCCACGCCAAAAAAGCCAACUCCAGAAUCUUUGACAAGAUGGCCUUUGCCACCAUUGCAAGCAUAA